This is a messenger RNA of Cotesia glomerata, 1375 nucleotides long. RefSeq names its product p21-activated protein kinase-interacting protein 1-like. The record is from RefSeq and is a predicted model, not a curated record. The transcript has 3 exons. Lineage: Eukaryota; Metazoa; Arthropoda; Insecta; Hymenoptera; Braconidae. Gene Ontology annotation, molecular function: protein binding. Bases 425 to 1336 code for a protein of 303 amino acids.
GGUUUGAAACAUAGAGGGGGAAGUGAAGCAGGGAAACACCGACUUCGAGCCGAUACUUUGUAACUUCACUUCUCCCUGAGAGCUGUAACCGAGCACUUGCUGUAACUGAAACCACUGAAUAAAAUUAAGCUCUCUGAUAAUUAUUAUUUAUCAUUUAAAACAGUCCAUCUAACUAAAUUUUUCCCUUUUCUUUAACUUAAUUUAACAAAUUUCAUUAUCAAAAAUAAAUUAAUAAACAACAAAUAAAUUUAAAUUGAUCCCACGUGACUAUAACUCACAUCUCAGUCCAGAAGAGGCGUUACGAGCAAUCUAGUGACCUUGCUGGACAUAACAAUAUGAUUGAUGUACUCACUUUUAAACACCACGUGCAUUGUAAAGUGUUUUUUUUUAAAUAAAUAAAGUUAUUGGCAAUAAAUAAAAAAAAAUGACAGAAGACUUUGAAAUCAUUGUUGGGACCUAUGAACAAUUUUUACUUGGUUACAAAGUUAUAAAAGAAGAGAAAAAAUAUAGAUUAGAACGGAGUUUUGCAACAAAAGACCAUGUUGCUAGUAUCAGGACAACAUCAUCUAUAAAACAUUAUCUAGCGUCAGGGGCUGCUGAUGAUUGUAUCAAUAUAUACGACAUGAAACGUCGUACUGAAUCCGGAAAAUUAAUGCAUCAUAAUGGUACAGUAAACUGUGUAUCAUUCACACCAGAUGCUACUCAUCUUGUUAGUUGUAGCAGCGAUGGAAGUAUUGCAGUCGUAAGAUGCGGUAAUUGGCAGUUGGAGAAGCAUUGGACAUCAGCUCACAAAAAUUCUGAAGUAAAUACUCUAGCAAUUCAUCCAACUGGUAAAUGUACAUUAUCAGUAGGUACUGAUGGAGUAUUGCGUUUAUGGAAUCUCGUAAAUGGACAUCACGCUUAUGCGAUUAAUUUGGUCCCUAGACUGAAAUUGCAAGCUAAAAAUAUUACUGUAUUACAAUGGAGUCCAGAUGGUGAAAAAUAUUUAAUGGCAGCAAAUAAUCAACUGGACGUUUACUCUCGUUCUACGGCUGGUAUCUGUGCUGAAGUGACGUUUGACGUAAAAAUUGUCUGCGUUGAAUUUAUCAACGACAAUGUCAUUGUUAUUGGACAUGAAAACGGCACAUUGAGAAUUUAUGACAUAGAGGAGCAGUCAGAACUUUUAAAAACAGUUGGUCAUGAUUCACGAGUUAAAUGUCUCAAACACAGAGGGAAUUUUAUUGUUUCAUCGUCAAGCUCUGGAGAAGUUAAAGUUUGGAAAUACGUAAAACAAAAAUUGAAAAUGUUAACAAAGGCAACGUGUGACGCGAGAAUAACUUGUAUGACAUUGACAUAAUUAUAAUAAAUUUAUUUGAUAAUAUUUUUAAAUCGUAAA